CCUCCAGAUUGGCCAACCUCACUGAGCCCCUCCCAGGAGAAAAUCUUAAAAUCUCAGGGAAUUGGACCUUAGAGGACCAUUACAAGGAGUGACGGUGCUGGAAGGCAAGAGAACAUGGACAAAAUGAUGAUGAAUUGUCUGCUGGGCCUUGUGUGCUUGACCUUUUGUCUUCAUUUCACCCAGGCACAAACUCUUUCAUCAUAUGCCAGAACAUGCGGUGACUGUAACACGACCUCAAGGGCCACCUGUGAACAAAGUCAAGGUGUCGCGAUUUGUACCUGCAAAUCUGGAUAUGUCGGGGAUGGUCUGAACUGUACAGCAAUGGUGUUCUGUGACACUGCAAAGUGUUGUCCCAAAGGCUACACCUGGGAUGUGAAAAAGAAGCAAUGCGCGGACAUUAACGAGUGUAAUGAUGAUACUCUGAACCAGUGUUCUCCAACAGAUAUCUGCUACAACAGGAAUGGCAUCUACCUAUGUGCUGCGAACAGGAACGCUGCCUGUGGAAAAUCGGGCAAGUGUAGCGAUGACAUGGACUGUCUGGAAGUAAACGGCGACGCUCAAUGUGCUGAUCCUUGCUACAACUACAAAACCAUAAAUGGAACAGGCCGAUUGUACAACCUCGCCUCCCCUGGAAGAUUUGAGACAGACCGCAACUACUUUGGAUGGUUCCGAUAUGUCGGCAAGGGGGUCAGCCUGAGAGAAGGGUGUGUGGGUGCCCUGAAGUGUGGCUCCAUGCAGCCAUUCACUCUUGCAGGAAAGCACCCAAGCUUCGGCGAUGGGAUAGUCAUGGAGCCUCUGCUCAGUAACAGCAUUUCGCUUGGAUGUGUCCCAGGGCCGAGUAUUCCGGUGAAAGCCUGCUCGGGGGGAUAUUGGGUGUACAAGUACUCGGGAUCCCUGCGAUUUGAUGUCUACUGCACAGAUACGGUAGCCCUUGCCCCAGCUAUAACUACCACCCCAACUACAACUACUACAACCCCAACCACAACUACUACAACUACUCCGACUACUACCCCGACUACAACUACAACUACUACAACUAUUCCGACUACAACCCCAACUACAACUACUCCCACUACAACCCCAACUACUACAACUACAACCCCAACUACAACUACUCCAACUACAACUACUCCAACUACAACCCCAACUACAACUACUCCAACUACAACCCCAACUACUACUACUCCAACUACAACCCCAACUACAACUACUCCAACUACAACCCCAACUACAACUACUCCAACUACAACCCCAACUACAACUACUCCAACUACAACUACUCCAACUACAACUACUCCAACUACAACCCCAACUACAACUACUCCAACUACAACCCCAACUACAACUACUCCAACUACAACUACUCCAACGACAACCCCAACUACUACUACUCCAACUACAACUACUCCCACUACAACCCCAACUACAACUACUCCGACUACAACCCCAACUACAACCACUCCAACUACAACCCCAACUACAACUACUCCCACUACAACCACAACUACUACGACUGAUGCCAUGGAAGGUUCAGGAUCGGAUGGCUUUAUAGGUGACAGUAUUCCUCGCCCAAGAGUACGUCGUGCUUUGUAUACAAGGUUACCCACAACUACAACUGCCACAACCACCUCCACAACAACCUCCACCCCUUCAACAACUCUGAGCACCCCCGCUCGUGAGUUGCUUGAGGUUCUUGGACACCUUAAAGCCUUGGCUGACAGUAUGUCAAAGACACUUUCCGAAUCCGAUCGUAAAUGGAUUAAUAACAAGGUGUCCCAAAUAACUCAGCAAAUAAACGAGCAGGACCCCGCUACCAUUAAUGCUGCUCUCAAUAACUUCUCCAUUUGUGUCAGUACAUUAGGGAAUCAUGAGAAAGAUAAACAGAGCAUCAUGUCCUGA
Molecule: messenger RNA, 1899 nt
Organism: Rana temporaria (common frog)
Lineage: Eukaryota; Metazoa; Chordata; Amphibia; Anura; Ranidae
Product: cell wall protein DAN4-like
Exons: 6
Coding region: 115-1899 (594 amino acids)
Molecular function (GO): calcium ion binding
Source: RefSeq, a predicted model, not a curated record